UUAAGGUGGCUCAGAAAUAGAAAGGUCCUCUGUGGUCCCCUGGAAUCCCUCGGGCUCCCCUUGACUAGGAACAGGAAACUGACAGCUAAGUAAAGCUAGCUGAACUUCCCCAAUAUCCUGCCCAGGGUGUCCUGACAGUGUCGCCCUCACUGCAUGAAGUUGGGCUCCCUUAAGGAUGCGGGCUGGCCACUGGGCAGGAUCCCGCCCCAUUCCUGGAAUAGCUCUAAAACUUCUCCCCAAAUCAAUAUUUUAGUGAUGGUUAUUUUCUCAGUUCUUCCCUAGCCCUGAGCCACUGAAUGGGUGUUGCCACAAACAAACGGAGUCUUGACGAAACUUUAAUGUCGCUGAUCCUCUUCGAGAAGGAAAGAUCACCACCAACAACAACAGUGUAGCCACUGGUCCAGAUGGCGACCUAUUCUGAUUUGUACCAGACCCCUGCCCAAAGACUGGAUGCUUUUGUGGCUCAGAAGCUCCAGCCAGAUGUGGAGUGGAAGAAGGAGAUCAAGGAUGUCGUUAAGAGGGUGGAGGAGUUCCUGAGGGAACGGUGCUUCCACACACCGAUUUUCCUGGAUCGGGAGGUCAAGGUGAAGAGGGUGGUCAAGGGAGGCUCCUUUGGGAAGGGGACAGCCCUAAACCAUGGCUCUGAUGUGGACCUGGUCAUUUUCCUGAGCUGCUUCUCCAGUUUCCAAGAGCAGAUGAAGCUCCGAGGUGACAUCAUCACCCAUAUGGAGGAGAGGCUCACCAGGUGUCAGAAGAGUCUGGCCUUUGACGUUCAGAGCAUCACUACAGCACGGACAUGGCGUCGCGGGGCGGGUCCUCGAUCUCUGUCCUUCUACAUUCAGGCGAGGAGGAGUAGUAAGCGUAUUAAAGUGAAUGUGCUUCCAGCCUUUGAUGCCAUGGGAAAUCUUGCCCGCAAUGAGAAGCCAUCUCCAGAGGUCUAUGAAAAUCUCAUUAAGAGCCGAAGCAAGCCUGGCGAGUUCUCUUCGUCCCUCUCUGAGUUACAGAGGAAAUUUUUUAAGCACUUACCAGUCAAGGUGAAGAACCUACUUCGGCUGGUGAAACACUGGUACAUUAAGAAAGUGAAAGCUAAGUGCCCUGGAGUCUUUCUGCCCCCCAAAUAUGCCCUGGAGCUACUGACCAUCUAUGCUUGGGAGAUGGGGACUCAAAGAGCCGAGUACUUCAGAACUGAGGAAGGCUUCAUAACUGUGAUGAUGCUGCUCCAGGAUUACGAGAACAUAUGCAUCUAUUGGACCACAAAUUAUAAUUUUGGAAAUGCCAUCGUUCGAGACUUUGUGAAAAACAAACUGAAGAAAAAUAGACCCAUUAUUUUGGAUCCAGCCGACCCUACUAAUAAUGUGGGAGAGGGCAGGAGAUGGGAUGUGUUGGCCCAGGAGGCUGCCCACUGCCUGAAACAGGACUGCUGCUAUGAUGAAAAUGAUGAAGAAAUCCAAAGCUGGGAUGUCCAGGGAGCCAGAAAUGUUAAGGUGAUCCUGAGACAGUCUGGUUGGAAAGAUUGGACGCUCUGGAUGAAUCCCUAUGACCUGAUUAGGAGGAUGAAAGCAAAAAUCAGACAGGAGCUAAAGCUCACAGGUCAGCUACGUCUCUCCUUCCAAGAUCCCAGUGGUGAAAGGCAACUCCUCAGAGGGAGAGAUACAUUAGCCCAAUAUGGGAUCUUCUAUCAAAUUGUUGUCUAUCUACUGGAAACCUUCUGGCCUGAGAUCCAGAUCUUUGUUAAGGGGCCCAACAACCACAGCAAGAUUUAUGCUGUUGACCCUGACGACUACAUCCAGGAUCUGAAGGAGAAGAUUGAAGAGGCAGGGGGGUUUCCAGUAGAGUCCCAACUCCUAGAAUUCCAAGGCCAGAGACUUAGCGAUUAUAAGACUCUCAGAAACUAUGGGAUCCAGGACAGUGACACCAUUGUCAUGAGUAACUGCUGACCUCUGAAGAGCUGAGAAAAGUAAUUGUUUCUCUCAUAUUAAUAAUUCAUUGUUGAAAUCAGGACCAGGAUUUUUUACCUUCUCAUUUAGAAACUAGAAACUUGUAGGUUUUUCAGUUGCUGAAGGAUAUUGUUAAUGGAUGAGCUUGCCCACACCCCCAUCAUACAUGUUUUUUGGUCUUGGAUAGGAGAUUUCAUCCCAUUAGAAAACCUUACAAAGCAUUUACUCUAAGGUGAAUUUUAGCCUGUCUUGUUCCACUCAGGAAAGAGCUGGUGGGGGGUACAUCCUUUGUCUAGAUUAUCUGAAAUUGGGAGUGAUCUGGGAGCAAGAGUGAUCAAAGUCACGUCCUGUAGCCCCUCAUUGGAAUAAGUACAUCUCUCAUUAAUUGUUAACUAAUCAAAAUUUAUUGUUUCCAGUUGGAAACAGCCAUUCUUCCAAAGGUAUAUACAUAAUGAAAGACCUGCAUGAAUAGUCUUUUGGCAUUCAAGAGUGCUACUGACCUCUUUUAUUAAUUAUCCUCAAACAAUAAUUAAUAAAGUAAUUGAUUACCCAGAAACUCUGUCUCAAACUUUUUAUACAUCACAAAACAUUGACUUCUGUGGGAUAUACUUCAGGAGAAGACCUGGACAAGCCCAAAGAAUCUCAGGGAUAGCUAUAGAGAAGGAAACAAGUCAUCUUCUCACUAUUAUUCUAAUAAUAACUAUUAUUAUAUUAUGACAUAUUAUUAAUAAGAGUUAAUAAUAUUCUAAUAAUAUCAGGCAAGAACUUCAUUCAUUUGUGGAAACAUGAAGAAACUUUUAUCGUAUAGUGUGAACCCAAUUCUAUAUGACUGGGAAGUUAGACCACUUCUAUAUAUUGCUUAGGGAGCCUUAAAUAAGGAUUUAGGUUAUGCUGAUCAAAAACCUGGUCAAAUCCAAAGACUGAUGGAAGAAGAUUUUCAUAAUUAUACAUCUCAAGCAACCCAUGUGCCUUAUCUGAAAUUUGAUCCUGCUCUGGUUAAUCAAUUAUUGUUUCCAUGUUCCUUUGAUUGAAUACAUAUAUUUGGGGGGAGUGGGGCAUCUCUUUUUCUGAUUUCGGGAAAUUGUACUUGUUUGCGCUUCCCCUUCCAACUUGGAAAAUCCUCAGUCUUUCCUCCAUUAAAAAUCAGAUUAAC
This is a messenger RNA of Sarcophilus harrisii (Tasmanian devil), 3090 nucleotides long. RefSeq names its product 2'-5'-oligoadenylate synthase-like protein 2. Gene Ontology annotation, cellular component: nucleoplasm; cytosol; membrane. The coding region runs from base 405 to 1937 and encodes 510 amino acids. The transcript has 6 exons. Gene Ontology annotation, molecular function: 2'-5'-oligoadenylate synthetase activity; protein binding; double-stranded RNA binding. NCBI's taxonomy places the organism in Eukaryota, Metazoa, Chordata, Mammalia, Dasyuromorphia, Dasyuridae. Gene Ontology annotation, biological process: negative regulation of viral genome replication; regulation of ribonuclease activity; defense response to virus. The record is from RefSeq and is a predicted model, not a curated record.